AAUCGAUCAAUCAUGUGGACACGGAAAUUCUUCUCUUCACACACUAAGGUGUUACUCUUAUGGGUCCUUCAAAUAAUGCUGACACUACCACAACACAAGUGCGUGGCAAAUAAUCCCCAAACAUGCGCACCUUCUUCAUGCGGCAAAAUCAGCAACAUAAGACACCCGUUUCGGCUGAAGGGUGACCCAACAACAUGCGGGGAUCCCAGGUACGAGUUAGCUUGCGAAAACAACAUCGCUGUGUUGCCUUUGUUUGCUGGUAAAUACUAUGUGCAAGCAAUUCACUACAGUAACUUCACUAUUCGGGUGGUGGAUCCUGCUGUUCAUGAGGCUAAUUGUUCCUCUGUUCCUCGCUUUUUCUUAUCCGCCUCCAAUUUCACUGAUUUCUACAACCGUUCUUCCGCCUAUUCCACUACUCCUUAUCAAGCUACUCGAGAUACAUCUCAAGGGUCUAGCAUUCUAUUCCAACACAUAAUAUACUUAAAUUGUAGAAAUCCGGUGAAGGAUCACAGAUACGCGGAUACUGCUCCAUGCGUCAAUUGGGGUUCCAAGGGCCAUGCUUAUGCAAUUGUAGGGGACAUUUGGCCUAUGGUUUUAAAAGUUGGUUGCCAAGUGAAGAUGGCUGCUGCCACAUCCGUUUUUGGUUUCCAACCCUUUUAUUAUUUUGAUGAUUAUGAUUUGCUACGGCAGAAUUUUUCCUACGCUGAAAUUCAUAGGAUGUUGGGCUUUGGAUUUGAAGUUUCGUGGAUGACUGUUCCUUGUGAACAUCUCUGUGAAAACACUCCAAACUGUUAUUGCUUCUUCAACGAAACCAGCAAGCGUCCUCAAAGUUAUUCCAGGUCUGACUACUGUUAUAGUCCAUUGGGAUUUGAAGUCAGAUGUGGAAAUAUAUCAAAGCAACGCAUAUUUGUAGAAGAUAUUGUACACGGCAUUGCAAAAGGCUUUCUACAAAUAAGAGGCGUGAAAAUAGGUCCCUCCACUGUGGGCUACGUUGAUUCUAAACUUGCUAUUGAGAUAGGAAGAAUCACAGGAAGAUAUGUCUUGCCACCAUGCAUUAUUAUAAGAUUGAUAUUGACUUUCAUAGUUCUCUUUGCAAUCCUAAUAUAUAAAUGGCGAAGAAGACAUAUAUCCAUGUAUGAAAUUAUUGAAAAUUUUCUUCAAGGAAACACAUUGGUGCCAAUAAUGUAUUCUUACAGAGAGAUAAAGACUAUGACUAAAGGUUUUAAGUACAAGCUUGGUGAAGGAGGGUACGGUUCUGUGUAUAAAGGAAAGUUACGCAGUGGAUCUUUUGUAGCCAUAAAAAUGUUGGGUAAACCUAAGGCUAAUGGACAAGAAUUUAUUAGCGAAAUCGCAACUAUAGGAAGAAUACACCAUGCCAACGUUGUGCGACUUAUUGGAUUUUGUGUUGAGGGGUCAAAACGUGCUCUUGUUUAUGAAUUCAUGCCCAAUGGCUCUCUAGAUAGAUACAUUUCAUCCAAAGAAGAUAAUAUUUCUUUACCCUGUGAUCAAAUGUAUAAGAUAUCUCUUGGAGUGGCUCGAGGUAUUGCUUAUUUACAUCAAGGGUGUGACAUGCAAAUUUUGCAUUUUGAUAUCAAGCCUCAUAAUAUCCUUCUUGAUGAGAAUUUUGUUCCCAAAGUUUCAGACUUUGGUCUAGCAAGGCUUUAUCCUGUUGAUAAUAGCAUUGUUACUUUGACAGCAGCAAGAGGAACAAUUGGUUACAUGGCUCCAGAAUUAUUCUACCAAAAUAUAGGAGUAUCAUUCAAGGUUGAUGUUUACAGCUUUGGAAUGCUUUUGAUGGAAAUGGCAAGCAAGAGAAGAAAUUUGAAUCCACAUGCAGAUGAUUCAAGUAAAUUAUUCUUUCCCUUUUGGAUUUACAAUCAACUGAUUGAAGAAAAGGAUAUAGAAAUUGGGGAACUUACCAAUGAGGAAAAGAAUAAUAUAAAGAAGAUGUUCAAAAUUGCCUUAUGGUGUAUACAACUGAAACCUAGUGAUCGUCCUUCAAUGAAAAAAGUAAUAGAAAUGCUCGAAGGAGAUGUUGAGAGCAUUGAAAUGCCUCCAAAGCCAUCUUUGUAUCCAAAUGAAAUGAUUCAAGGAGAUCUUGAAACCAACUCAGAUACAACCAUAUCAAAUAAUGCUGCCAGCUUAAUUAGUUUAUAGAACUAAUGUAUUCUACUUGUUAAUUCAGGUAUUUUACUUAAUAAUUAUUAAUAAUUUGCUUUUGUAGUUAUAUUUCUUAGUUUAGUCAUCAAUGAAGAAAUAACUUAGAGUGUACAUGAGCAACAUAUUUCACACCACUUGUAAAAUCUACAUUAAUAUUUAUUGUUUCUAAAAUAUUGUU
Molecule: messenger RNA, 2338 nt
Organism: Abrus precatorius (Indian licorice)
Lineage: Eukaryota; Viridiplantae; Streptophyta; Magnoliopsida; Fabales; Fabaceae
Product: LEAF RUST 10 DISEASE-RESISTANCE LOCUS RECEPTOR-LIKE PROTEIN KINASE-like 2.1
Exons: 4
Coding region: 13-2157 (714 amino acids)
Biological process (GO): protein phosphorylation
Molecular function (GO): ATP binding; protein kinase activity; polysaccharide binding
Source: RefSeq, a predicted model, not a curated record